Molecule: messenger RNA, 3398 nt
Organism: Amblyraja radiata (thorny skate)
Lineage: Eukaryota; Metazoa; Chordata; Chondrichthyes; Rajiformes; Rajidae
Gene: fbxo15
Product: F-box protein 15
Exons: 10
Coding region: 227-1783 (518 amino acids)
Cellular component (GO): SCF ubiquitin ligase complex
Molecular function (GO): protein binding
Source: RefSeq, a predicted model, not a curated record
AUCCAUCAGGGGGGAGCCCCGCCUUGUGGGAGGUGAAGCCCAGACCCUGCGGCACCUGCUCCCUCCCCCUGGACACCAACACUAACCGGUUGCUCCAUCCACACCUCCUCUCCCUUUCCACCCUCAAACGCCGACCGACUUACGCCCGACUUUCCCCGGCCAGCCAGCCACUCCUCUCGGCCGCGCUGGUGCCAGUGUGUUGUGUGUUGUCCUCCUGCCGGCUGCGAUGGCAACAGGCGGAGGCCGAGCGGAGGUGGCGAAGGGCCGGGUCAACCCACGACCCCGUGGUCUGGGUGUCUCCGCUCGGCUCACCCUGCAGCACGGCGGCUCAGAGCAGCCCGGUGCUCGGCUGCCGGCGCUCGGCCACGUGUGCUCCAGUUUUGGACAUAAACGGGGCCCAAGUCUGCUUUCGAGGUCCUACCACGGAACAAAAUGUGGUAAAUUGAGAUCUACAAGUCUGACCACCGUUGAGAGCUUACCAUGGGAAGUUCUGCUGAAGAUCUUUACAUACCUAGAUGUUUCUUGCUUGUUAUGUGCUGGUUGUGUCAGCAAGCGUUUCUACCAUAUGUCAAAUGACAAUUUAAUUUGGCACAGAAUCUACUGCUGCUAUUUUGUCUCCAAAAGCAAGGCUUGGAAACCAAAAGCUGUAGGUAUAGCUACUGAGAAGUUGAGUAGAAUUUCUAUCCAGGACAGUCCGCCAGGAUUUUGGAAGAAAGAAUAUAUACGUAAAUGUACAAGCUCUGGCACAAGAGGAGUUGGGCUGUUGCUGAAAUCCAUUAACCGUUACACAGGAUUACCCUCAAAAUUGAGAGAAGCAGUAAAAGCUCUUGGAAUUACCUGGAUGAUUGCUCUUUGCGAAAGAACUGGGAAAGAACAUGUCUACGAGCAAGGUAAAGCCUGCUUCAGUGAUACAUCUGCUACCGUAUGUUGGAACGGUGCAGUAUGGCCUCCUCUGUGUGGACUCAAGACACUGUGUGUGUAUGGAAUCACACCAUUAUUUCCUCCAAGUAAAACAGCCGGAAUGCAUGGCCCUCGCCGGCGAUCUCUACUUGUGGAAUAUGACCUGACAACUCUGGAAGAGUCCAGUACCUUUAUUGGCUGUGACAAACUUAUUAAGUUGAGGUGCUUAUACCCUGGCUUGUUGCUGGGUUGCUGGCAAGAGGAUGGGGAAUUGGCUGUUAUUGUUGCAAAUCUUCAUUUCCAUCAACUCAUUGAGAAGAGCACAUUAGGGUCCGUUUCCUGCCCAUAUAUGCCACCAUCUCAUGACCCAGUGGCAGAUGAUGUUGUCUCAGAAUAUGGGCUACUUGGCUAUCAUUGCCACAUUGCUUUGCACAACGGGAGAAGCUCUUGCAUGUCUGGCAGCUUUCACAACCUAUACUGCAGAAAAGAAUCUGUCCAGAAUGGCUUCUUGCAAAUAAUGAUCAUAAGUUUAGAGAAUGAGUCCCAGCACAGCACCAUCAGUGGAAGUAUCUACAUCCCUUGGAAUACAGAGUUCUUAAAAGGCAAAAUACAACAUUGUUGCUUGAUGGAUGUGACUGUUUUGGAUGAAACAGAAAAGCCAUUCUGGUGCAUAAGCUCACCUGUGGCUUUGCAAUCCACUUCUACACCUGACAUCCGAUUUAGCUAUCUGGGCCAGAGACAGACAAUUGAAUACAAGGACCAUGAAGGGAAAGUUCAUAUGGAGCUAAUAUGGUUGGAAGAACAACAGCAAUAUUUCAUAGUCAGUCUUGUUCUUUACCUCAAUGUUAGAAAAGUAAAUGCCUGGUUUUCAACAAGUUACUAACUGUCUACAUCAAUAUCUAUAUGGUAACCUUGCGAAAACAUUUGUUUGAUGGACAUAUACAAUUGGCAGUAGGUGUGAGUCACAAUGCUGCAUUAUUUGAGAACUUACAACGUGAAACAUAUUGAAAAGCUUAUUUGAUUCGAUUGUGACCCCCAGCUAUUGGAUUUUAGCUACAGAUGUCCACCAGCCUAAUAAAUGUUUAAAAACAUUUUACGUGAGAUUUAAUGAGAUUGAUUGGUGAUCGGUUGUUUAUUUACACCUGGUGAUACAUUUUCAUCCAGACAAAUUGCAGGGAAGUUCUUUGUAAUAGCAGCCAUUUGAAAGGGCCCAGGAUUUUUUUCAAGGCUGAGCUGCUGCAUUUGUUUGCAUCUGUAUAUACUCCAUUUAAGGACGGAUCUUUUGUAAACUGCAGGCAAAUUCAGGCAUAAUAUAUAAGGAACUAAAAAAAGCCUGACAAUUGAAAUAUCCAACAAAAAAAAAACUUAAAGUAAAGGAGGAAUGGGGCUGAAUAAUUGAGUGGCAAGCAAGCUGAGGUCUGGUAAUCUGUAAUAGAAGUGCAGAGAGCUUUUAAGUUUGCAUCCAACAAUUAUUGUUUGAAACGUAUAGCGGUGGGAAAUCUUUAUAUGUUUUGUUAGACCUGCAUCUUCACAUCUCAGCAGUGGAAAUUUACAACCAGUUAAUUUGAAUGAAAUGUGGUUCCUUGGCUCAAGAGACAUCAGUCUACUACAAUCGAAGUGCUGAUAAUAGCAGUUUCCAAUUGAGCCUAAGGAGACUUGGGGAAUAGGAUGGCUAAAGAGACACUUGUGGAGCCCAACAAUGCAACAGACUUUGAUGGUUACUUUAAGUGAAAGGGUAAUUAUAAUUAGCUGAUUAAUGAUGAAGUACUUUUGGGAUUAUUGUAGUAUUUAAAAAAAAUUGGUGUAUGUUUUCUUAAAGUACUUUGGUUGUAGAAACCCUUAAAAUGGAAAUGUAAUUAAUUGGAUAAAGCACAGAGCUGUUUCACAGACUGUUGUGAAGUUAUCUAAUCACAUUGGCCAUUUUGAAAGUGUUUUUGUUAAGGAACUGCCCAGAAACAUAAUAACAUUUAAAACCAGCUUCACACCAGUCCUUUGUGAAUCUGUGUCAGUUCACACAGUAAAAUUAAACUUAAUUGAAAUGCCAUACUUUGUAUCAGGUGGCAUGUUUGUACUUCACUUUUGCUUUGAGUCAUUCCUUUAACUUGUUUAUUUAAAUGUUAUAUGUCAUCUUGUUGCAUGUUGGGCCAUGCAAAAUUGCUGUAUUGUGUUUAUACUUAUAAUUUCAAGGCAGAAUGGAUAUAUUCAAAUAUUAUAAAUGAUGCAACUUGAGGAUUUCAGUGUCAUUUCGUUUGUGUAAACAAAAUAAAUAACUGGAGUCAAUAAUAUUGAUCUAUAUUGUAAGUUGACAUUGGAUGUGACAGUAUAUUUGAGUGUAUCAGUGUGUUCCUGAGGUUGAUCAACACUUUAUACUUGUAUGAAUAGCCUCCUGUGUAGACAAGAAUCUUGGCCAGGAGAUUAUACCAGGUAUUUUGUAUUGUUUUUCAUAGUAAGGUUCAUAUCCUGUAUUGGUAUUGCAUAAAUAAAAGGAUAUUAUGGAU